AUGGCGAUAUGGCCUUUCGGUCGGAAGAACAAGCGCCACACCAUCCAGGUGAGCGCCGACGAAGCCGACGUCCUCCAGGCAUCACUGGAGCAAGAACCUCCUGCGCCUGCCCCCGAGCCCACGUUGGCCCGCAAGCCAUCCCGCCGCCAAUCCAACCGUCAAGGAAAUCGUCUGUCGCGUAAUGGCGAUGGCACAGAAAGCCUUCGGGGCUCUGCUCGACUGUCCUCGCAUCGCCCUAUCUCAUCCCUGGACCAGCGCACCUCGGAGCCCGAGAACGAUCGCGGCGCGCCGCAGCGACCACUCUCCCGUACCGGAUCAUUGCUGAAGAAACUGAACCAACCCCCGACGCCGCAGAAUGGACCGAAUAAGCUACGAAAGAGCAAGCGCAAGACCGACGAGGUGAUGCGGGAACGUGAGAUCAAGAUGUUGUCUUCCACGCCCAUCGACAUCCCUCGUCGGUCUAGUGCCCAGGCGGGGGACUAUGUGCUCGAACGACGCCGCCGCAGAGCUAACGGACAGCGCGCCGAACGCUACCAGUCCGACAUCAGUCUCUCCGUUCGUGAUUCCGCUGCAUCCUCCCUCUCUGAUGCCUCCGAUCCCUACACCUACAAGGUCAACGCUUUCGCCGCGCUGACUCCCCGGCCCAUUGUACGAUACGUUGAAGCGCCGCGACCGACCACUGUGAGAAGCAAUACCGAACCGGUUGGUGCUGCCCGACAGGACAAGAAUAAAAUACAGGCCAUGACUACGUCGCAAGAGGAUCUCUAUUAUUCCCGGCGACGAGUCAACGAGUUGGCCGAUUCGUUGGAUGCAAGCACCCUCCGAGAAUUGCUUGACCGAGAUCGCCGUCGUCGUGAGAAGAAGCAGAUCGACGACCAGGAAAAGCUACGUCGCAAGUUGCAGGAACGGGCGGAUGCACAACAAGCAGAGGAGGAGCAAGAACGGCAACGAGAGCUACAAAAAGCGCAAGCAGAGUCCAAGGCGGAAGUAACUCAGCAACGCCAACCUGAAGCUGAGGUCCCCACCGCAGCAGUGCCCGAAGAUACAUAUCACCACGACCAUGUCGUGGAGACCAUCCCGGAAGAAACUACAGCGGCGGUUACUGCUGAAGAAACCGGAUCUUGGUUGCGCGGUGAAUCCAAGGGCAGCGAUGCUCUGGCCGGCCGCGAGUCUCAACGGAACUCGCUGGAGAGUGCCCGCGUGAUUGGCAACAUCGAUGAUAGCUCGAUUCGCGAGCCCAAGCUGGCGACACGUUCCAGCUUUGCUCAUUCGCAUGAGAUGGGCAUGUCCCGCACCACCCUCUCGCCCUCCCACUCCUCUCUUCGCCACGGCCUCAGCAGCAGCCAGUCGCAGACCUAUGGCGUUGGCUCCACCUCGGAUAUCUCCGAUCGACGGCCAUCUGACACCAGCGGCCACCGUAGCGGAGGGAAUACCAUCACCUCCUUGUUCCGCCGUGGCUCCUCUCGUCUCAAACGCCGCUACCGUGAGCGUUUCGCCGAGUCCAGCCCGGAGGUGUCCAAUGCAUCCCACGAGUCGUUCUUCAAGCCUACUGGAAUUGUGAAACGGUCACAGUCCAAGUUCACCGAGCAUUUUGGUGAUGAGCCCCUCUCGCCCCCCGACUCCCGCCUGCAGUCUCCAGAUAUUCCCGAGCAAGUGCCCGAGUCCUCUAUGGAGAACGAAGAGAACACAUUCUUGCACGGCCCUUCGCCUACACCCGGCAUGGACAUUAUCAACCCGCAUAAACGUCGCCACCAAUCCUGGAACGAGAGCUUUGAUGUCGAGUCCGACAAUGUGCCCUUGUCGCAGUCUUUGGCCUCGAUUGACUCGGAAGGCUCUUGGAUGUCUGGCCAAUUCUUCAAGCGGAUGUCCCAGAAGCCUGGCAGCCCUGUGCGAAAUCAAAUGAGCACAGUCGGCUUUGCCAUGACUGACGGACCGUCCGAUACCCAUGACGAUGCCCGUGACUCUGUUGAUUCCCGUGGCGCCAUGAGCAAUAUUAUGGGCGAGCCCGAACUGGAGACCGAUGCGACUGGAGCGGAUUCUGGCAAACCCUCCGAGAUGUGGCACCAUGAAGUUGGUCGGAGGCCCAUGAUUGUCAACCCGGUCAAUCGCCCCAAAUCCAACCAGGGCAUGCUCAAGAGCAUCCCAUCAUUAUCGCCCAUUUCGGCAGAAGAUGGCCACAGCUCUGAAGAGGAGCAGGAGCCCACUCGUCCUGUUGAUGUGCGCCGGAUCGCCAGCAUGCAUGGUGAAAUCGGCCACAUCGAGCAGGAACAAGAGUAA
Molecule: messenger RNA, 2277 nt
Organism: Penicillium argentinense
Lineage: Eukaryota; Fungi; Ascomycota; Eurotiomycetes; Eurotiales; Aspergillaceae
Exons: 2
Coding region: 1-2277 (758 amino acids)
Source: RefSeq, a predicted model, not a curated record